ACGGUCGGUCGGCGCAGUGGACUUGUGGAAGUCCCUCGACUGCAGAUAAAGUGUUGUUUUCAGUGUUAGUCAUACUGUGUCACCAUGUCAGUAUGUGUAGUUUCUUUUUGACGGUGGACAGGCAGCGUUUCCAUGAUGGCGGUCACCGCGGCACGGGCGUUUCGAUGAUGGCUAAACUGAAAACUUCCCAUAGAUAAAGUGAGCAAACUUUGAGCGAGGAGUCAUUCCCAGACUUUCCCCUGUUAUCACUAACUAACGUUAUAGUAACUAACACCGCCAUGGCAUACACUGCCUCUGUUCCGCUAUGGGCAUUUGCUUUUAGUUUAUGCUUCGGCUUGUCCAAGUGCUACUUUGCUAUACCAUUAAAAAUAUACCCAGGAAAGUACAAUUUAUCCUCGACUGUGAAUUUGACUCGACAAGUGGCCUUAACGUCGGAUGGAAACGGCCUCUCGUUGGCCUCUGAUCCGACUGGGACAGUCAACUUUCUGGACAUGGUCAACAACCUGCAAGGGGACUCUGGAAGAGGCUACUACAUAGAAAUGUCCAUUGGUACUCCUGGUCAAAAGUUGAACAUCCUGGUGGAUACAGGCAGCAGUAACUUUGCUGUGGCGGCGGCUCCACACCCAUUCAUUACUCACUACUUCAACACUGAACUGUGAGUGACUGAAACACGUUGUGUAAUCCAGCUGUUGGAAAUGUC
Morone saxatilis (striped sea-bass) is the source of this 700-nucleotide messenger RNA. Its product is annotated as beta-secretase 2-like. Lineage: Eukaryota; Metazoa; Chordata; Actinopteri; Moronidae. The transcript has 2 exons. Gene Ontology annotation, molecular function: aspartic-type endopeptidase activity. The coding region runs from base 279 to 659 and encodes 126 amino acids. Gene Ontology annotation, biological process: proteolysis. The record is from RefSeq and is a predicted model, not a curated record.